This is a messenger RNA of Closterium sp. Naga37s-1, 884 nucleotides long. Lineage: Eukaryota; Viridiplantae; Streptophyta; Zygnematophyceae; Desmidiales; Closteriaceae. The record is from the annotation of a GenBank genome assembly.
AGAGUGGGGAAGAGAUGGGUGCGGGAGAGAGAAUGGGGAGCAGUGGUAAGGAGGAGAGCAAUGAGCAGCAGAGCAUGCGAGAGGAGGGUGUGGAAGCAGGGGGGCAGUGGGAGAAGAAGAGUCAAGAGGAGAGCAGUCCGGAGGACGGGAGUUUAGAGGAGGGGAAUCAGCAGGAGGAGUGUGGGGAUUGGCCGACAGACGGCGCGUGUGAGCAGCAGGAGAGCAGUGGAGAGGGAAGGAGUGAGCAGGAGGGCAAUCAGGGUUGGUUGCAAGGCGGAGGUUUCCAGUGCUGGUGCUUGAACUUCAGGGGGCGAGUGACAGUGGCUUCAGUGAAGAACUUCCAGCUGAUCGAGGGGGGCGGGCCGGGGAACGACUCUGACAAGCCGUGUUGGUGCCUCAACUUCCGUGGCCGCGUGACAGUAGCAUCAGUGAAGAAUUUUCAGCUGAUAGAGGGGGGCGGGCCGGGGAACGACUCGGACAAGCCGGUGCUGCUGCAGUUCGGGAAGAUUGACAAGGACGCUUUUACUAUGGACUACAGAUAUCCACUCACGGCCUUCCAGAUUGGCAAGGACACGUUCACCAUGGACUACAGAUACCCGCUUACUGCCUUCCAGCUCAUAGAGAGGAGCGGACCGGGGAACGACUCUGAUAAGCCAGUGCUGCUGCAGUGUGGGAAGAUUGGCAAGGACACUUUCACCAUGGAUAACAGAUACCCGCUUACUGACUCCAGGUGGGUAGUGAAGUGCUGUUUCAUGUGGUUAAAAAUCGGUGCUCUGCCAGUGCUGCUGCUGCAGUUUGGCAAGAUCGGCAAGGACACAUUCACCAUGGACUACAGAUACCCGCUCACGGCCUUCCAGGUGGGUAGUGCUGCGUGUUCAGGGUGA